UAUUUAUUUCUCUCGACUGUAAGUAUAAGCAGAGCUCUCUCUCUCUCUCUCUCUCUCUCUCUCUCUCAGCUCUCCGUGGUUCGCACUUUACAGUCUCCCAGAAUGGCUGUAAUUCAAACCACCCAACUGCCAAUCACCACCAUGACCAGCUUUUCAUUUCCAGCGCCACCAUCGUUGCCGCUUCUUCGGUUUUCCUUAUCCUCUAUGAGAAUCCAUGAACCCAACUUCCAUUCUCUCACCAUACUUAAUAGACCCUCUUCUCUAACUUCGACAAUAACAACAACAAAAAGGAAGCUACUCUGCAAACCUCCUUCAGCAAAGUAUGUGAGGGAGGACUAUUUAGUGAAGAAAUACUCAGCUCAGGAGGUUCAGGAACUCCUGAAGGGGGAAAGGACUGUACCUAUCAUCAUUGAUUUCUAUGCGACGUGGUGCGGUCCUUGUAUUUUGAUGGCUCAGGAGCUGGAACUGCUUGCUGUGGAGUAUGAGAGCAAUGCUUUGUUCAUUAAGGUUGACACAGAUGAUGAGUAUGAAUUUGCCCGUGAUAUGCAGGUCCGAGGUUUGCCAACCCUGUUUUUCAUUAGUCCUGCUCCAAAUAAGGAUGCAAUUCGGACUGAAGGGCUCAUCCCAGCACAGAUGAUUAGGGAUAUCAUUGAUAAUGAAAUGUGAGCAAGGGAGUGCAAGUCAUUCAAUUACUGCAAUUUCGUGUUCCAAACUUGAUCAGAAUUGGGUGAGGUCAUCCCCUUUUCUAGAAGAUCAUUUGACAGGACUGAUGGCCUAGGUUAGACACAAACAGGUGGAUGGGUUAAUUGCACGUUCAUAGAAAUGCUAAAAUGCAUUUACCUCCUAUAUUGAUAGUGAAAGUCUUCCUGGUUCUUGGUCCAGGAUGUUGGUUGCUGAUGGUUCCAGGUGCCACAGAUGAACUUUAAAGAAGUUGAUUGUAUAAAGCUUUACAUGGGGUUGGGCCCUGUUUGAACCGUGUACUUUGGUGGUUAGGAUAGAUGUGUUAUUUAUUGGUUAGUCAUGUGCAUUGUGUGUUGAGCUUCUUCCAACAAAAAUCUGCCCUUACAAUUC
Nelumbo nucifera (sacred lotus) is the source of this 1071-nucleotide messenger RNA. RefSeq names its product thioredoxin-like protein CITRX, chloroplastic. Gene Ontology annotation, biological process: plastid organization; cell redox homeostasis. NCBI's taxonomy places the organism in Eukaryota, Viridiplantae, Streptophyta, Magnoliopsida, Proteales, Nelumbonaceae. The record is from RefSeq and is a predicted model, not a curated record. Gene Ontology annotation, molecular function: protein-disulfide reductase activity. Gene Ontology annotation, cellular component: thylakoid.